ACAGCUCCCAGUUUGGUUGAAGGAAACGGAAGCCAUUAAGAUGAGCAGUGAGGAAGGCAUCAUGGGUCCUGAUAAGUACAGAGUUUUCUUGCAUUUGGAGGCCCCUACGGUUCAGUGGAAGCGGGGGCGCCCAAGUUAUGAGGCUGUUAACAAGCUUUUCGAAGAUGGCAGGACCAAGGUGUGGCCAAAAGGAUCUGUGGAAGAAACAGUGCAGAAUAUGGUAAAAACAUUGCAAAUGGAGUUUGCUAACAAGGCUAGAUUGCAGGAUUUCAAGAUCAUAAACCCUCACAAAUUCCACAUUUUUGUCAAUGGAAGAGAGGGAGUCUCAGGUGAAGAAACAUUGAAGGUUGGAACCUUGAAUGUAUUGCUGAAGAACUCUCUACCAGAGGAAUUCCAUUAUUUCAAUGCACAGACGGAGACAUUUGAACUAACUUGUAAUGACUUUAAGACAUGUUUUCCAAGAGGGUUUGCAUGGGAACUUCUUCAGGUUUAUUCUCCUCCUCCUUUGAUUGCCUACAAGUUUAGGCAUUGGGGUUUCUUUGAAGGGCCCUAUAAAGCUCAUUCCCCUACUCGUGAAAUGCUCGAGUUCUACGGCAUGGGAACUCUCAAGGUAGAUUCAUCAAUGAAGGUUGAAGAAGCUCAUUUCUUCUAUGAUCCAGCAGAGCUAUUUGGAGGUCUUUUGAAGGGCAAAAAAACUGCUUCUGAAUCAAAAGCUGUUGAUUCAUCUCCCUCUGGUUGCCCAUUCUCCAAUCUCCAGAACUAAUUCCACAAACACAAAAAAAAAAAUGUUUGUCUGAAACAAGAUAUAUAUAUAUAUGGAGAAUAAAGAACUUUGUAGCUCACCUGUGGGUUUGUAGUUCUAUGUUUGUUAAUUGUAUCCUUUCUGGUGCAUACUAAAUAUGAACGAUAAUAAGAUGUUGAAUUAUGCUCUCUUCGACUGUAA
This is a messenger RNA of Cucurbita pepo subsp. pepo (vegetable marrow), 943 nucleotides long. Its product is annotated as pathogen-related protein. NCBI's taxonomy places the organism in Eukaryota, Viridiplantae, Streptophyta, Magnoliopsida, Cucurbitales, Cucurbitaceae. The record is from RefSeq and is a predicted model, not a curated record.